Messenger RNA from Falco peregrinus (peregrine falcon), 10084 nucleotides. It is a transcript of the gene XPO4, whose product is annotated as exportin 4. The record is from RefSeq and is a predicted model, not a curated record. The transcript has 23 exons. Gene Ontology annotation, cellular component: nuclear pore; cytoplasm. Gene Ontology annotation, biological process: protein export from nucleus. The coding region runs from base 230 to 3619 and encodes 1129 amino acids. NCBI's taxonomy places the organism in Eukaryota, Metazoa, Chordata, Aves, Falconiformes, Falconidae. Gene Ontology annotation, molecular function: nuclear export signal receptor activity.
GGCCCCCCUGGCUGGCGGCCGGCGGUCACGCUGCGGAGACGCCGCCGCUUCGCCUCCGCGCCGGGGCCGGGCCGCGCCGCGCCGCGCCCCGGAUUGGCUGCGCGGCUGCCUCGUCCCAGAAUGCAGCGCAUGGCGCGUCAUUGAAGAGAGACCAUGAUGGCGGCGGCCGCGGCGGCGGGGGGGGGCCCCCGAGGUGAUCGCCCAGCUGGAGAACGCGGCCAAAGUGCUGAUGGCACCACCUUCCAUGGUCAAUAAUGAGCAACGCCAACAUGCUGAGCACAUAUUCUUAUCAUUUAGAAAAUCAAAAUCACCAUUUGCUGUUUGCAAACACAUUUUGGAAACUAGUAAAGUGGACUAUGUCCUUUUUCAAGCUGCUACAGCGAUAAUGGAAGCAGUUGUAAGAGAAUGGAUUCUCUUGGAAAAAACUAGCAUUGAGUCACUGCGAACAUUCCUUCUAACCUAUGUCUUACAAAGGCCUAACCUUCAGAAGUAUGUUCGGGAGCAGAUUCUCUUAGCAGUAGCGGUGAUAGUGAAACGGGGAUCAUUAGACAAAUCAAUUGACUGCAAAAGCAUUUUUCAUGAAGUCAGCCAGUUGAUCAGCAGUGGUAACCCCACUGUGCAAACUUUGGCCUGUUCCAUUUUAACGGCGUUGUUGAGCGAGUUCUCAAGUUCAAGUAAAACCAGCAACAUUGGACUAAGCAUGGAGUUCCAUGGUAACUGUAAACGUAUAUUUCAGGAGGACGAUCUGCGGCAGAUCUUCAUGCUCACAGUAGAGGUACUUCAGGAAUUCAGCAGACGCGAAAACCUCAGUGCUCAGAUGUCUUCAGUGUUUCAGCGUUAUCUUGCACUAGCCAAUCAGGUCUUAAGCUGGAACUUCCUUCCUCCAAAUUUGGGCAGACAUUAUAUAGCUAUGUUUGAAUCCUCACAAAAUGUGAUGCUAAAGCCAACAGAAUCCUGGCGUGAGACCCUCCUGGACAGCAGAGUUAUGGAGCUUUUCUUUACAGUACAUCGAAAAAUCAGAGAAGAUACAGAUAUGGCCCAAGAUUCAUUACAGUGUCUGGCACAGCUGGCAUCUUUGCACGGGCCAGUCUUUCCCGAUGAAGGUUCACAAGUCGAUUACCUGGCACACUUCAUUGAGGGAUUACUGAAUACUAUCAAUGGAAUUGAAAUAGAAGACUCUGAAGCAGUGGGAAUUUCCAGUAUUAUCAGCAACCUGAUAACUGUAUUUCCUCGCAAUAUUUUAACUGCCAUUCCAAAUGAACUUUUCUCUUCGUUUGUUAACUGCCUUGCACACCUCACUUGUUCUUUUGGAAGAAGUGCUGCCUUGGAGGAAGUGCUUGACAAAGAUGACAUGGUAUAUAUGGAAGCAUAUGAUAAGCUGCUGGAAUCUUGGCUUACUUUGGUACAAGAUGAAAAACAUUUCCAUAAAGGUUUCUUUACCCAACAUGCUGUGCAGGUCUUUAAUUCCUACAUUCAGUGCCAUCUAGCUGCUCCUGAUGGUACAAGGAAUUUGACUGCCAAUGGUGUGGCCUCUCGGGAAGAAGAAGAAAUAAGUGAACUGCAGGAAGAUGACAGAGACCAGUUCUGUGACCAGUUGGCCAGUGUAGGCAUGCUGGGGAGAAUUGCUGCAGAACACUGUAUACCUCUUCUUACAAGCUUAUUAGAAGACCGAGUGACAAGGCUUCAUGGCCAGUUGCAGAGACAUCAGCAGCAGUUACUUGCCUCGCCAGCAUCAGGCUCAAUUGACAAUAAAGUGCUUGAUGACCUGUAUGAGGAUAUUCAUUGGCUUAUUUUAGUCACAGGCUACCUCUUGGCUAAUGAUACUCAGGGAGAGACUCCGCUAAUACCUCCAGAAGUAAUGGAAUAUUCCAUUAAACAUUCAGCUGAGGUUGACAUCAAUACCACACUUCAGAUUCUGGGAUCUCCAGGAGAAAAGGCCUCUUCCAUCCCAGGGUACAAUAGAACUGAUUCUGUAAUUAGGUUGUUAUCUGCUAUUUUAAGAGUGUCAGAAGUAGAAUCUAGAGCAAUAAGGGCAAAUCUCACGCACCUCCUGAGCCCUCAGAUGGGCAAAGAUAUUGUAUGGUUCCUCAAGCGGUGGGCGAAGACUUACCUCCUGGUAGAUGAAAAGCUGUAUGAUCAGAUAAGUCUGCCAUUUAGUACAGCAUUUGGUGCUGAUACAGAGGGUUCCCAGUGGAUUGUGGGUUACCUUUUAGAAAAAGUGAUCAGUAACCUGGCAGUGUGGAGUUCAGAGCAGGACCUUGCAAAUGAUACUGUACAACUGCUAGUAACAUUAGUGGAAAGGAGAGAGCGGGCAAACUUAGUUAUUCAGUGUGAAAACUGGUGGAAUUUAGCAAAACAAUUUGCAAGGCGAAGCCCUCCUCUUCACUAUUUGUCCAGUUCUGUGCAAAGAACACUAAUGAAAGCUUUAGUUCUAGGAGGUUUUGCUCAUAUGGAUACAGAAACAAAGCAACAAUACUGGACAGAGGUUCUUCAGCCACUUCAACAGCGAUUCUUGAAUGUGAUAAACCAAGAAAACUUUCAGCAGAUCUGUCAGGAGGAGGAAGUGAAACAGGAAAUCACUGCUACGUUAGAAGCACUCUGUGGCAUUGCUGAGGCUACCCAGAUUGAUAACGUAGCAAUUCUCUUCAAUUUCCUAAUGGACUUCCUUAAUAAUUGCAUUGGAUUAAUGGAAGUAUACAAAAACACACCGGAGACUGUUAAUCUCAUAAUAGAAGUCUUCGUUGAAGUUGCACAUAAACAGAUUUGCUAUCUUGGAGAGGCCAAAGCCAUGAACUUGUAUGAGGCCUGCCUAACUCUGCUCCAGGUGUAUUCCAAGAAUAAUCUAGGUCGACAACGGAUUGAUGUUACAGCAGAGGAAGACCAGUACCAGGAUCUUCUUCUUAUUAUGGAACUUCUCACUAAUCUUCUAUCAAAAGAAUUCAUAGAUUUCAGUGAUACAGAUGAAGUAUUUAGAGGACAUGAGCCUGGGCAAGCUACAAAUAGAUCUGUAUCAGCAGCAGAUGUUGUCUUAUAUGGGGUUAAUCUAGUUCUGCCUCUAAUGUCCCAGGAUCUGCUGAAGUUUCCAUCCCUGUGUAAUCAAUAUUACAAAUUGAUCACUUUCAUCUGUGAGAUAUUCCCUGAGAAAAUUCCACAACUUCCAGAGGACCUCUUUAAGAGCCUAAUGUACUCACUGGAGUUAGGGAUGUCAUCGAUGAGUUCAGAGGUUUGCCAGCUCUGUCUGGAGGCUGUAACACCAUUAGCAGAACAGUGUGCAAAAGCACAAGAAACAGAUUCAACCCUUUUUCUAGCAACAAGGCACUUUCUUAAGAUGGUCUUUGAUAUGUUGGUACUCCAGAAGCACAAUACAGAAAUGACAACUGCAGCGGGUGAAGCGUUCUACACAUUAGUGUGUUUGCAUCAGGCUGAAUAUUCAGAGCUAGUUGAAACGUUGCUAUCAACUCAACAAGAUCCAGUAAUUUACCAGCGGUUAGCAGAUGCCUUCAACAAGCUUACUGCAAGCAGCACUCCUCCUACACUGGACCGUAAGCAGAAGAUGGCCUUCUUAAAGAGUUUAGAAGAAUUUAUGGCAAAUGUUGGUGGACUUCUCUGUGUAAAAUAAACAACAAAACUCUAUGCCUAAUUUAGACCCUUUCUGCAAAAUGCACUGAGAAAUGCUGAAUGCUGACUAAAUCUUGUACCUGUCUCUGGGUUCUUUGCAGCCAUCUCAGAUUCUAGAGAGCCUGGAAGUUUGAACAUAACACAGUGGAAUAGGAGAGGUCAACUUUGAAUCAGCUUCUGCUAUUAUGUGUUAGCUGCAAUCUGUCAUACUUGUGUGUGUGAGAGAAUGAACAGAAAAUUUGAAUUUAAAUUUUUUCCAUAUAUGUGCAAACAGGUAUGGGCACAAUGAAAAAUAAAUGCAGUGCCUUUUCCCCCACAUUGGUUUGAAAUAUGAGUGGCCAGAUAAACAUACAGAUUUGUUUUCUACCCAAAAUCAUGUUAGUGUGAUGCAGAUACAUAUAAAGCUCUAAACAGUUUAGCUGAUUUUGAGCUUUAUUUUUCCUCUCAAAACUUGAGUUUGUGUUUUAAUAGGGAAGAAAAACCAAAUGAUAUUUUAACUUGUCUUUAGUUCAGUUUUUCUACAUCAACCUGACAUUGCAUAUUUAAUGCAAUGCAGAUUUUUUACAUUACGUUCUGCUGCCUAAAGUUCAGAGAAAAAAGGUGUAUAUUUUUGUUCCCCUAAAAUGAACUUUAGGAACUGUAGCCAUUUCAUUGCCUUAAUUUAAAAGAGGAACAAAAAAAGCUCUUAUAGUUUAGGUAAGAAAUUUAAGGCAAGAUUUGACUCUGAAGAGUUGGUUUAGGAUGUUGGUAUUAAGCUGCUUGUGUACCUGUUGCAGCCCUUAUUGUUGAUGUGUCAGUUUGGAAUGAGUGUUUAAUGCAAGGUUCACGUGUAGUUUUACUUUCAGUAUCUGUUUUGAUUCAUACCCAGGUUGCACACAACUGCAAUGUAUUUCUACACUGAACUGUUUGCUUAAGCAAUAACAACUCAAAAGGCAUAAAUUAUUGGCAAACUUUUUAAAGUUGGGGCAUUAGCUAAAACAAUUAUGCUAGAACAGGGGCAUCAAACCCUGUUACACAAGGGCCAUAAUCUGUUUGACUUGAGAAAGGUAAUUGGGAUGUGUAGUGCUGUGGGGCAUUUUUGGGUUUCCUGAAUCUAGUUCCACUUCUGCAGAGCCCUCCCAGCUGUUCUCGUUUUUGUUGUGUGUUUGGUGUUUUUUCUAAUAGGAGUGCUUCAGUUAUUACAACAGUAGAAUAUAGUGCCCAGAGUGUAGUGGACCAACAAGGGAGAGCAGCACAUGAAUACAAAAGCAAGGCCUGCUUUGGCUCCAGUCAUGAGCCAGAGAAAACUGAAGCAAACACAAAUGCUGUAUGUCUAGUAAAAUUGAUUUUUGUGGAAAUACAUGGAGGCAAAAGUGGGCCCUUUUGUUUAAGAAGUCUGCAAGAUUAUGCUGUUUAAUAUUUCCCAUGUGUUUUUGAAAUUUAUAUAAAAUAUAUAAAUAUACACCUUUACAUGGCUAUGUGUAGCAUCACGUUUGCAAUUCUGUGCCAUUCUUCAGCUAUUCAUCUCAAAAUUAGUCAUGAUAGCCAGAAUUCAUAAAAGACAAAUCUCUAAUAAUGUGCUAUAAGUGAUCUAAGGUUCUUUUCAUUUUUUAGUUAAAUCCAUACCUGUCUCAAGCAUGGAUCCACAAGGCCAAAAAUCCAUCUCUUCAUUAUUGUCUCUCUUGUGUAAAAAGUAGGCUAGGGCAGAUUUACACAUUAAAAAGUGACCAUAAGACUUGUUAGAUAACGUACCUUCCCAGCUAGUAUUUUAUUUCUAAGAUAAUUUGUGUAGUAUUUUUGAACAGGGAUAUUGAUCUCAAUUUUUGUCUUGAAACUCUUACGCUUUUCUUUAAAAGAUUUCUUGACUGUGCACUUGCACAAAAGACAACGAUCGUAGUAGAUCCUUCUGUUUUUAAACUUCUGAUGGCUGAUUUUUUUAAAUCUCUCUGGGUUUUGCUAUGUUUUUGAAACUGCUUCUGGAGUUUCUCUUGAGUUGGUACAUUGUAUAGGGCAGCAGUUCUGAAACCUUUUUUUUUUUUUUUUUUUUUCUUUUCAGAUGAAGGGCAUUAAAGCCUGGGAACAUAAGCAGCAGUAGAAGCUGCUGGUUUGUCAUGAUGUAUUUGAUGUCAGAUAUCUAGACCAAAGGCUUCCAGGACUUCAUAGCAAAUGCCUUCAAAUUUUUUUGGAUCUGACUAAAUAACAUAGUCGUCAUUUGUUUUAUAACUAGCACUGUCACUAUCUUUUUUUUUUUAAUCCUAAAGCUGGUUCACUAUUUAAAAAUAUUUAUUAACUUUAAAAUUUUGAAAUCCUUUGCCUAUUGUGAUUGAUGAAUGGGAGCACAAAUAGAAUUAGCAUUCAGGACAAAGUAAUGUGUAUACCCAUUACUUUUCUUACCAGGCCCAUUGUGUUGUAACAAGCAGAGACACGCAGCAUCUUUUGACUAUCAAGACUUAAAGUAUGAACGCUUAUUUUCAGAGUAGUUUUGAAGGUUGCUUAAAACUUUCCUUUGCCCUUCAUUUAAAAUUAAUAUUAUAUGUUAAAGGGAAACUGUCCUAGUAAUGUGGGGGUUUUUGUAAUUUUCCUGCUUGAUGUUAUGCUAGACACUAUUCUCUCUUUCUUGUUUCUUAUUUUUUCUUUCAUUCCUGUGUACUCAACAGGGAUCUUUCCAUGCCAUUUUAUGUUCUUUUAGAGCAAAUGCUACAACAUCUCUGCUUAGUGACAUCUAUGAAACUGUUGCAAAAGAUUCUGGGAAUAAGUUUUAUUAAUUCAUAAUCCUGCUGGCUAAGUGGCUGCUUCUACCUAAACUAUUUGGCUUUUAUAUCCCUUAAAAAAAAAUAAUUAAAAAAAAAUCCUUCAGCAAUGUUCUACACAUCCAGUUGCUGUAAUCUACAUGAGAAAGGCUCAUUCAAGUCCAUGGGAGAGACUCAUAGACCAUUUUUAGCGAACAUUGAGAGUUGGCUCCACGUAAGUGUUCUGAAAUUUUUAUAGCAUCACUGCAUUGAUUUUCCAUUCACUGUGCAAAGUGAAUAACGGCUCUAAAAACACAUCUGGUUUUUGAAGGGGGGGAAAAAAAAGGCAACUCAAACUGAAUUAUAAAUGCUGCAUGAUAUUAUUGUAAAAAAUGUAUUUGUCGAGGCUGUUUUUGCUAAAACAGUUUAUUGCUCCAGUGUUUUCAUUCUGAAACUAGAAAUCAAGUGGCUUCUUUCCCAUUUUGCCAGCUCCUUCCCCAUUGUAAUAGCUAGUUCUAAUGCUAAUAUAAGAAUUUUCUGUUAUUCAACGUAUAAUUUUUGAUGCUGGCAAGCAUGACCAACUAGUUGGGCCAUGAAAGCCAAGACCUUGAAAGCACAGAUACACAUGGACAGGGAGAAGUAGAUGACUACUACAUGAAACUUCCACUUUCAUGUGCAUUUAUGCCUUAAUUAUCUUCACUGAAUUACCACCAGAAUCUGCUACUUAUUGCCCAGAGUUUGUGUUUCACUGUAUAGUGAUAAAGGGCUCACCAUUUUCCUCAGGAAUGAGAAAUAUGUUUUCUCAGCAUGUCCAAAUCCUACUAGUUGAAAGGGAGGGGUUUGAAUCAGAGUCAUCUCUUCGAUAGUGAGUAGCACUCACUAAAGCCCCAGUGUUUACCUGGGUAAAUCCCUUUAUAUCUAAGCCAUGUAGUUCUAGAAAAGCUUGCUCAGAGCAGUCCGUUGUCCAUUUAAAAUCUAAUUCUUUAAAAAGCAAAGCAAAUUCUAAUUUGUGAUCUGUAAAGGUAUUCAGAAAUACAAAUUGCAGCAUUUGUCUUGUAAAACACUUCAAGUAAUUUCAGUUUUGGUUAAUGAUAACAUAAGAAGGGGUGUUUUUUAUGGAAGUAGCUUGAUGAGUAUAAGCGCAGGAGUAGGAGCCAGGCUCCUCUAAUUUUGUAUCAGUUUUUCCACUGGAUCCUCUGUGGCCAUUGGCAAGUCGCUAGAACUGUGUCAUUGUUAAAGUAACGGUAAUACCUACCUACCUCACAGGGAUGUUGUGAGGAUUAGUUUAUGCCUAUAAAAUGCAUUGAGGAUCUGAGAUGCUAUGUAAAUAUUAAAUAUUUCAAUUUUAGUUUUGUGAGGUGUAAGAUUUACUGUAAUGAAAACAGAAGAUUUUCAUAAUUAUAAAGCCCAGUAGAGGCAGCAGUGGUGCAGUAUUCCCCAGAACUGGUCUACUGCAGACGGUAAUGCUUGCUGUGGAUCAUCAUUAUUUCAAUUACAGGCGAUUGAAAUGGUGGCUGCUUCUUAAAUGAGAUGAGUAUUUCCCACCAGCGUGCCUCGGUUCUGGUCUACACAGUGAGAGGACAGUUGUUAGUUAUUCAGGCUUUGGUGCCUCUACUUGUGACAAGUGCCACUUGUGGUGGUAGGAUUUUUGGUUGCGUUUGGGUUUUUUUACACUUCCCUGCAAGGAGCAAACACCACUCAUUUCUCCUGUACCUGUUCCAGUCACUCAGUAUAACCAAAGCCUAAUGAUAACAAUUAAUUUAAAGAGCCAGCCCCGCCCCCUCUGUAAAUUUGCUUUUAAUAUGAGUAGAUAGUGCCCUCUUUGCAGUACAUGAGAUUAAUGCUUUCUAGCACUAAUCGUGAAGCAAAUCAUGAAGUGUGAUUCGCUUUAGAACCUUAAGCUCUUGGCUCUCUUACAAAACCCUUUUUUCAAGAUGAGGUUUCUUGGGGCCCUAGCAACUGAGAAAUAAGAUAUCCCUGGCUUUCCCUUCUCAGUGAAUGAAAGUAGAUUCUGCUUUUCCAUUUCUUCCCUUUCCCUAUCCUACUUUUCCUGUCCUUUUAAGCCAUUCUUAUAGAAGGUUUGGAAGACGCUUCCAACCUCAAGGGAAAGAUACUACCCAUGUGAUUUUUCCAAUCUAUUACAGCUUGAUACUUGAAAUUCAUAAAAUCCUUUCUAAUAGCAUUCCCCAGCACACGUCAAUCUCUCAUUGAACUAUUCCAGAGUUUAUAAUGAGGAAAAAAAAAGUAUUACCCUCUUCUAUUUGUUCCCUUUGUGCAAAAUAAGGAACCUCCAUACAGUGAACAUGCAGUUUUAAGGCAAUAAAUGCUAGUACUGCUGUUGGUCAAGCGUGUAAAUAUUUUAAAUGCAUAAUUCAGUACUAUGUUGAGUUUAUAUAUUAAAACCGCAGGGAUUGAAGUGCUAGUUGAUUGCAAGUAUUGUUUUACCUGUACAGUUGAAGAUACAAAGUUGCAAGAAAUAUUUCACAAUUUGUUGCAAUAAGACUUGGGAAAUGGCUGUGUUAUCAGGCCUUAUCACAACUGAACUUUCAAUUUUGAAGUGAACUCUUUGUGUAUUUUUAAGAUCCAUAAGCAGGAGGAGGAGGAUAAAAUCAUUUUCCACUAAAGACUUUUAUUAUUUUGUUUUGGCCACGUGUGAUUUGUGUGUAUUCUUGUUUAAUAUCUUUCUAAAAGCUCACCUAUGUUGAAUCCCUGAAACAGCAUUUAUUAUACCUCCUUACAUCAGGAACAGAAAUAGGAACAUUAUGAAACCUCAGGCUACACGUUGUGAUCUUUGGCUACUGUGACUGCACAGUAAUUCAGUUAAAAGUCGAUGGGGUAGCUGUAAUUUACGUUGGUGCUUAAGGCAUGAGUUUGUCCAUCAGCAGAAAAAUUGUGGUUAGGUGUGCAACAGGAGUAUCCCACACUGGACUACAAUUACAAGAAAUGGCUAUGAAUAUAUAAUCAAAUUAAUCUUUUCCCCCAUCCUCCAAAAGUGUUUAUGGUGACUGUUCGGGUCACUAUUAUCGGUAGUGUUUGUCUACCCAGAAGGAAUAGUGAUUUCUGGGUCUUGAUUUUUUUUUGUGUGUGUGUGUAGAUAUAAUCUAAACAGUUUCUGAUGGUAUUCGGCACAGAAACGUUCUCCAAGCUCGUAACCUGGUCACAUGUAGGUGACAUCUAACAGUAUAUUACUUCAGGUAUAUCAGAAAAGUUCAGUCACAGGCAGCAGUUCUUAAUGUGCUAUAAUAUAAUUAUAUUUGGAUAAACUACAGCUAUUUUCUAUUGUUCCCCUCUUACUGUCAUGCACUCAAGCUUUUUUUUUUUUUAAGAAAAAGGAAAAAACCCAAUAACCAACUUCACAAAUCCUGAAAGUAAAACUAUGCGACAACUAUGGUGGCGACAGCUUGCUAUACGUCUUGGCUGUAUGUAUCACUAGAAUUUUACUGGUUUCCGAAGUAAAAUUAAUGCAGUUAUACAUUUAUAUUGGCCUGGCUUAGUUCAGUGAAUAUUUUGGUGAAGGACAGAAAUAUUUGAGGUAAUUUUGAGGAAAUCCCUGAAAACAGCUGGUAAGAUUAACAGCAGCAGUGUAUCUAAGAGCCUUUCAUGUCGAAAAUGGAACUAUUCAGCUUUACCUUAAAUACGAGGUCUGGAAUAAACUUGAACGGUUUGGGUACAAAGCCUUUAUUCACACUUGUUUGUGUAAGUGUACACAAAACCUAUCAGUUUUGCCUUCAUAAAACUUAAAUUUGCUUCAGUCGUGA